Messenger RNA from Culex quinquefasciatus (southern house mosquito), 825 nucleotides. RefSeq names its product calcium-binding mitochondrial carrier protein-like. Gene Ontology annotation, biological process: malate-aspartate shuttle; aspartate transmembrane transport; L-glutamate transmembrane transport. Gene Ontology annotation, molecular function: L-glutamate transmembrane transporter activity; L-aspartate transmembrane transporter activity. Bases 402 to 704 code for a protein of 100 amino acids. Lineage: Eukaryota; Metazoa; Arthropoda; Insecta; Diptera; Culicidae. The record is from RefSeq and is a predicted model, not a curated record. The transcript is spliced from 3 exons.
AUUUCAGGGGGUAGCCCCAAAAAAGUCCGGAUUUGGACCACCCUAGUGAACACGGCUACCGAAGACAAUGUAAAGUUUAACUGAAGUACUAACUACAGUUAUACAGUUAGUUCGCGGCCAAGUUAUAUUUUGCAGGGAACAACUGCCCAAAAGCUAAUAUUGAUGUUAUACAGUUAUUUUAUAUGGAAAAUCCGUUGUUCUUAUGUUUGGAAGUUUAGAUGUUGAAUGAAAAUUGAAACUACUACUACUAAGAAUAAAAUACUUACUCAGCAUAGCGGUCGGCGAACCUCGCACAGAGGGCCUGGGACUCCUUGUCCACGUCUAUUGUAUGGAGGUCGGAUCUGUUUUGGUCUAGGUUUCGGUUGCCAUUCUCUGCUGGUUCCUCGGGAAGAUAUUUGUCGAUGCCGUUCUCCGUAAUUUUGGACGCUAUUCGCUUCAUCACUCCCUUGUCAAAUGACGUGAACUUGAACGAAUCGAGGUUAGAGCCGGGAAAUAGCUUAUCGCGACUGCUUCCUAAAAUAAUCAACGGUGGCAUUGCGGGUAUUAUCGGUGUAUCUUGCGUGUUUCCGCUAGAUUUGGUUAAAACUCGACUGCAAAAUCAACAGAUCAAAUCAAAUGGAGAAAAAAUGUAUACAUCCAUCAGUAUCAGACACAUUCCCCAGCGACGAAACAUUGUGGCUGAUAGCUCAAACAUUUUAAAAUAAAGCCGCGCGCGUACUUUAAAGUGCAAUUGUAAGCGUAAAUACACACAGUAUUAUGCAGUGCUACGUGCCGACCAUCUGCACCACCUUUGGAAUUGGCUCGAAAAAGGUGGACGCAGCUUUA